Messenger RNA from Penaeus chinensis, 924 nucleotides. RefSeq lists its product as uncharacterized. Gene Ontology annotation, cellular component: dendrite; membrane; neuronal cell body. NCBI's taxonomy places the organism in Eukaryota, Metazoa, Arthropoda, Malacostraca, Decapoda, Penaeidae. Bases 60 to 533 code for a protein of 157 amino acids. The record is from RefSeq and is a predicted model, not a curated record. The transcript is spliced from 5 exons. Gene Ontology annotation, biological process: sensory perception of taste.
CCAAGUCUUGCAAUGAUGCAUCCUCCAAUUAUCAAAAAGUUCGUGCCAAUUUAGUUUAUAUGAGAAAGAGAUAUCAGCAGUUACAGCAGGUCCUGCGAGAAGUGGAAGCGGUGAUGGCUGGGCCUCUCUUGAUCUCGAGUUUCUACACCUUCAGCGCCACCAUCAUCUGCCUCUUCCACGGAAUUGCACUCGACGUCAGCGUAGCCUUCAAGAUAUUAACCAUGACCCAGUGUGCCCUGCAGAUUAUUAUACUGUGGAUCCAAGGACAGGUCGCAGACUCCAUUAUUGCUGAGGGCCAGAAAACCAGCCACAUCCUUAUGGAAAUUGCCGAAGCAGCGACCGGACGCGCCCCUCUUCCUCCGAAGGCAAAACAGAUGAUUUUAAUCAUGUCGAUGGAGAGGUUGAGCCGCAAAGGCCUAGGAACUCGGGUGUGCGGACUCUUCACGCUGUCUCGGAGGAAUACCCUUGCGGUAGCGGGUGCAUCCACAAGCUACUUACUCAUACUUCUCCAGUUCCAUCUAGCAGAUUUAUAAGAUGAAGAAGCCAAUGUGAACUACAUAUGAACUGUGUCCGUCAUUCUAAUGAACGGGUGCCAGUGUACAGCAUGGGAAGCCGAAACCAAAGUGAUUAUUCGUAGACGCAAAAUUGCUACCUGAUAAUCUAUAGUCUCGGAAAACUAUGCUCUUCACCGAUAACCGCUUCUUCCAUUGCACAAAGAACCACGCUUUGUCUGAUCACCUUCCCUGCCGUGACGCCUUGCUGGUUGAGAUGCCUCGCGCCCGCCGCCCACACUGUGACAUCGAUUAAGCACAGCGUUUUGCACGUACAGCUUUGCUGCUCACUGCAGUGCAACCUCAGAUUGAACCGUUACCCACUCAACUACUUGCAAACCUAUAUAAUGCAGUAUGAUACAGGACAAUAAUA